AGCUGCUGCAUUGACUUCAAUAGCACUCAAGAGAACAGACAGGUUCUUCUUUGGGGGUGGGGAGGUAGUCGUCUCUUCCUGAAAAGGAAACAAGGAAACAAAUAGCUAAUAUACAGAUAUAGAGAGAGAUUUUAAAGUAAAGGAUGCACUGGAAGACUUUGCUACUGCUGCUUUUCUAUUAUAAUACUCAUGCCACUGUGAGCCCGAGGUGGAACAGAGCCAUGCUUUUCCCAGAUGCUCAGCGGUUUAAGAGAUGGUCGUCAUCUGCCCCCGUGAGCCCGGUGCUGCAGAACUCGCUGGAUGAUGUGAACAUGCUUUUUGAGUUUCUUUUAGCUGAGAUUGAAAUUGACAAAAAUCUGAGGCUUUCCAUAAAAGAUGAGGAGCUGGCUUCGCUGAGGAAGGCCAAAGAAUUUGACACUGUCUGCAAUGACAUUAUCCCCAAGAGCAUCACAGAGAUUCGUCGGCUGAGUGCCAGGCUGUCUGACUACCCGAGGGUCCUAAAGAAAGAAGAUUUUGAAAGGACAGUUUUGACCAUGGUCUACACAGCUUACAGGGCAGCUCGAUCUCGGAAGCACCAGAAAGACUCUUGGGCCGAAUCCUUCAUCAGUCUCUACAAGGCCCUGAAGCAUGACUUGAUGUUCUCAUGGAGCAAAAAGCCACUGCACUGAAGGAAUUUAUACACCAAGAAUGCAACAAGCUCUGAUGAGAAGGGGACACAUAGCACGUCCACCACUUUAUUCUGUAAACAAUUUAAGUCUAGGCGUAGUUAAGGAUUCUUUAUUCUCUAGCUCCCCCUAGUGGGAUCCUGUUAUAGAAACAUGUUAAACAGGAAAAACAUCUUGUCUGCUUCAGUCCCUGGCAUCCAUUCUCAUGUGGGCAAAGAAGAAUGUUUUAUUACUGAGGUAGAAGGGAAUAUUUAUAUUAUAUAUAUAUAUAUAUAUUUAAAGUUAUUCCCAAAGGAUGAAGGAAGGGCACGUUCAUCUGGCAAGUUUGGGGGGAAGUUUUAGAAACCCAUUUCCUGUUUUGGAAACUAGUAGAUAUUUUGAAGUUGCAUUAAACAAGUCCAUCCCUGGUGUAAUAUCAACAAAGUUAAUGGCUUUAUGUCUGAGAUGAUUUGGGCUUGAUCUAUCUUGGGGGUGAAGGGGAGUAUGCUCUGGUAACUACUUUGCACAGCAAGCUCAGAAGGAGAAUGUGCUGGGGAAUGCUACCUUCCUGGCUAGAAAUGGGGUGUAAAAAGAGAGAAAGAGAGAGAGAGAGAGAGAGAGAGAGAGAGAGAGGCCCACUAUAAAAUGAAGAAGAGUCGUGGCAAUUAGAGCUUGGAGGCUUUGGCAAGAGUAAAAUCAUCAAUAUUCUUGUAAAUCAAGCUGGCUGACUUGCUUCCCAGGUAUUGGCAAACUAUUUUAAUCUCUUGUUCACAUACAUUGGGUUGAGCCAGUUUUUAUUCACAAGAAUGUUUGUUUGUGGAAGGACACAUAGUUAUCUGUGUGUGCAUUCUCCCCAGAAGAGCUCUCACAGCCAGUCUAUAAAGGUCCUUCCCUUAUUUGCACAUGUCUCUGAGCCUGCAACUAUCUGUCCAUGUGGAGUCAACUGCAGGAUCAGAGCUUAAAUUAAUUUAACAAUUACACAUUUUUCAGCUUGUCCCUAUAACUCAAAGUCACUGAACUAGUCUCCCGGUUCAGAACUUCUCUGAAGUUUGUGAAGGGUGUAAAAAAUCAAGACUUUUAUGGAUAAUUCAUGGACAGAGGAAAGGUAUUCAUCAGAGAAAUUAUUUGCAAUGAACAGUUCAACCUGUUCUAGUGACAAUGUCCUAAGAUUUAAAACAGGUUAUACUAAUGCUGUUUAUCUACCUAUGUCCGAUAUUUCUAGCAUGUCUCACAGUAGUAUCUGAGCACUUCUGAAAAGCUGUUACCCCCUUAAUAUUUGCACCUGUGCUCUCUCUCAUUGACUCUCACACACUACACUCAGUCUUUCUCUCUUUAAUCAUCCACUUUACUUCACUGUCUAAAGUUUAUAAAUAGAGACAGGCCCAAACCAAAACCGGCCAGGGAAAUAGUAUGGAUUUGAAGGGCCAGACUCGGAGCCCCACACUGCUCCUUUUGCAUCACUCAGGCUGUGCAGAAUUUCCCUGCAAGUCCCUUAUUGUGAGGAUAUUCCACUAGGUGGGUGAUUUCCCAGUAAAUGUGGAGCCAGCAGAGCCACCUCCUACACUUCCCUCUCUGCAGCUUGAACUGCAGACAGGGUGUUAGGGACAGUCAAGGGCAAGCAGGGGGAGUUAUCAGAGCACAGUGUGCUCUGGCAGUCCUCAGCUGGUGUAUGACCUUGCCUGCUCGUGCUCUUUAGAGUUUUGCAAAGUUAUAAACAACUGAAAAUAGGGUUUUAUAAUGGCAAGUCUGAGGCAUCUUUAAAAACAGGUGUAGCUAAUUGUGUUCAUGUGUGAAAGAGUAUUCAUACCCAAAACACCACGUUGUGCAUCCUUUAAAACUGGCCUACACUUAACACAUCUAACAGAAACAUUCCAAAUGAAAAGCAAUACAUACCUUCCACUCCUGUGCCCGGAGCAACACAACUCAUUGCUAGCCAAACUACCAUAUGAUACAACCUUUAUUAAUUAACGCUUCCCCGAAAAGGACGUCAGUCUUCCAGAAUGCCCUUUCCCAAACUCCCACCACCAUAAGCAGGCCAGCAGAUGUCCCAUGUGUAAUGUCUCUUCUGCACCAUUCUGGGACACCACCCUCCCAUAUUUCACAAUCUUGUGGAUUACUCUCUUUUUCCAGAGUGGAAUGGAAUGCGAGUAGAGGGGAGCACCCAUAUGUGCCUUAUUUCUUAAAAGCAAACACAAAUGGUCUGUUUUUUCCUUUUUAAAAUUACCCUGUCAUAUAAUUAAUUUACUCAUGGAGGGUAAUUACCAUGAGUGUUCAUCCUGCUUUUACUCUGUGCUCCUAUUCCAUUCCCUAGAGUGAUAUCUGCUGGGAGAGACUGGAACCAGAGCAUUCAGGCACUCCCGCCACAGGCCAGUGGUGCUAUGGUCUUCCUUACUGUGACAACAAGCAGGACUGAAGCAAUAAGUAUGAAGUAGAAUUGGCUACACAGAGAGGUCUCUCUCACAGCAGGUGGUACUGUACUGCAUACAAGGUUCAUCUGCCAGUGAGCAUCAUAAGCCCCUCAGAAAAUGAUCAGUACAAACAUUGCUCAGAACAUCCUCUACCAUUCCCCGUGGAUUACUGUACUUUACAAAUUAUCUUUAUUUCUUCACUGUUAAAUUAAGUCUUUUCAGGCUUGUUAUCCCCUCCCUUCUGGCCCAAUUUCUGUGGAUAAUGUAACAAAAGAGAAAUACUAUUGUGUCACUCACAUUGCCCAAGUUUAUUUAAUACAGAAUCAUUAAUGAAAUAAUAAAACUAUAAUCGAGAACUACUUGACUGUUUGGUGUAUUUGUUAAAGGAAGUAACUCCACUGAGGAUAUGUGGUAACUUGCAGAUGUAACAUGCCCUUAUUUCAGGAGCUGAUUUGCUAUUUA
Messenger RNA from Mauremys reevesii (Reeves's turtle), 3514 nucleotides. RefSeq names its product family with sequence similarity 180 member A (gene FAM180A). The transcript is spliced from 3 exons. Bases 144 to 668 code for a protein of 174 amino acids. NCBI's taxonomy places the organism in Eukaryota, Metazoa, Chordata, Testudines, Geoemydidae. The record is from RefSeq and is a predicted model, not a curated record.